ACUACAAAUUGACAUAAGCACGUUUUACUUAGAUCGCAUGUGUAUAUUGUGUAAUUUUUAUAAAUAAUGGUGUAUUAACCUAUAAAUGGGUUAAUGGUGCAUGUUGUCGAGUAUUUCUUGAAUUUUUCAGAAUGUGCGCUAUUUCCAUUGUUGCUUUUGCUUCCAAUAAAACAUAGCUCUUAUAAAUGAAAUAUUUGUUUCUCAUUAUUCUGGCAACGCUCUCCCAUUGGUUCAUAUUUUUUGUGCUUAGUUCUAUUCUUUCUUCUUUGUUGCUUUUGUACUCGUUCGCAUUUUUUGUAUAUUGUUGAAAAUUUUUAAUAUAUGAAAAUUGUUUUUUGUAAUAGUUAAACAACUAGAAACCUAUUUACAAAUGUUCCAUUGAAUAUUUAAUACAUUACAACCACUUUCGGAUGUAGGAGAUGUACAUAAUAUACACAGCAAAGGAUACAUUUAACUAACAGCAGACAGGAAAAUGUCACUUCGAAAGUGUUUUCCUUGUCUGCAAUUCAGAAAUGAGGAAGUCAUUACUAAGUUGAAUUAUAGCAAUAAAGUCUUGACAGAUGAGUUUCCAGAAGUAUGGGAACACGAACGGACAUUAGAGGAGCUACAAUUAAUCUCUGCUAGGUUAAAUUCCUUGCCACCACAAUUGUUUUAUUGCAAAAGUUUACGUAUCUUAAAUGUUAGCAACAAUAAUCUUGAAACCAUACCCACUGCCAUUGGUUCAUUACGUCAAUUACAGAACUUAGAUCUUAGUCGUAAUCUGAUUUGCAAUGUUCCCGAUAAUAUCAAAUCUUGUAAAAACUUAACUUAUUUGGACCUAAGCUGUAACAAUCUCCAACGUCUGCCUGAUGCAGUCACAAGCCUUAUAACACUACAAGAAUUGCUGCUGAAUAGUACUUGUUUAGAGUUUUUGCCUGCCAAUUUCGGACGCUUAGUAAAUUUGAAGAUUUUAGAACUUCGACUAAAUAAUCUUAUAACAUUACCAAAAUCGAUUGCACGACUAUGCAAUCUGCAACGUUUGGAUAUUGGAGCGAAUGAAUUUACCGAAUUGCCGGAAGUUGUGGGGGAGUUAAAACAAUUGCGAGAGUUAUGGGCUGAUCUAAAUCAAAUACGGCGUAUGCCACCUAAUAUUGGAAAAUUACAUGAGCUGCAGCAUUUAGAAUUAAAUGGUAAUUUACUUGAUACACUACCAAAUGAAGUAGGGCAACUGUCCAACUUGGAUGUCCUGUCCGUAUGUAGCAAUAACUUAACGUCUUUGCCAUUCAGCAUUGGAAAUAUGAAAUCUCUAGUCUUAUUAAAAUGCGAAUAUAACGAUUUACGAGAGCUGCCAGACAGCAUAUCCAACUUAAUUAAUUUGGAAGAAUUCGUUUUAAGCCAUAAUCAGAUACUUCGUUUGCCAGCAACUAUUGGAAUGCUAAGAAAACUGCGCUUUCUGUUUGUCGACAACAACGAACUAAUUACAAUACCUGAAGAAAUAAGUAGUUGCACGAAUUUAAGCAUACUCAGCGUUAGUUAUAACAAAUUGAAGGAAUUGCCUCAAAAUAUUGGACACUUAACUGGCUUAAAAGUUUUGAAUUUAGUGCAUAAUCAAAUUUGUACUUUACCUGUUUCUAUUCUAAGUUUAGUCAAUUUAACUUCUUUAUGGAUAAGUGAUAACCAAUCGCAACCUCUUGUGCCACUACAAUAUCUUGAUGCAGGCACAAAGACACAAUUAACUUGCUUCAUGCUACCACAAGUUCGUCUUAGCACUGUUCACUUCAAUAAUUAUAAUCAGGAAGCGUACGAUUUUUAUAACUCAACAUCAGAUCAGCAACAGCAGUCAACAAGUUCCAAAAUGCCGACUGGUGCAUCCACAUGUAGUGGUGGUAACAUAUCAUCAAAACACAUAUGCUUUGCUGAGGAAGCAACUGUUAUGAAUGGGACAACUGAAGAAAAUGAAACAGCUAAAAUAUCAAUUGUCGAGGUCCAACCAAAUGAAGUGGGUUUAAUGCGUUCAUCGACUCCACAUCCUAAAGAGUUGCGUUUAAUGGCAAAAUAUUUACGAAAUAGUCAACAGAAAUUACCCAAUAAACCACCUGAAUUUAUAAAUAUUAAAGAAGCCAGGGUAAUGUCAAAUACAAGUAACAACUGUGAUAAUCUAAAUCAAACACUCGGUACAAGUGCUACAAAUGAAAACGCCUUAACUGAUAAUCAACAACAGUAUAGCGUACAUGAACUAGCCCAUCCAGCACAACUACAAUUUAUGUAUGGCGUACCAGAGCAGAUAAUACAGUACGAACCAAUAUACUAUCAACAACAGCUUACACCAGUGCCAAUAUCAAUGUCCAUGCCUGUUACAGUUAGCAACAAUUGUGCUGAACAACAGAAUGUUAUCUAUCCACAAAUGAACGAUGUAAACAAUUAUCAGAUUUAUGAUUACAAACAACAGGAGGCGCAACAGUUGCUGUCCUCCUAUGACUAUGAUACAAAUAACCUGCCUUUGCAACCAAUAAACGAGCCCCCACCUUAUCAUAUAGCUCGUGCAUUUACUAAAAAAACGCCUAAAGAUCUUACGGACUAUGAAACAAUACGAAACCAGCAACAGAAGCAACAGUUAUACGAAAUUCAACAGCAGCAAAUGCAGAUGCAGAUAAUACAACAGCAGCAGCAGCAGCAGCAACAACAACAUCAAAAACAAUUGCAACACCAAAUACAACAACAUCAACAAAAAGAUCAGCUGCAAGAUCUGCAGCAACAAGUUUCGCAACAAAAAGAAGAUAUUACUUUUGAUUAUGAAAACAAUAUACGAGAAAUGGAGACUGCGAAUCUGUCAACACCCAAUGGAAUUCAACCAGUGUAUAUACACAGUCAGCAGUUGAAACAAAAUGAUAAUGAAUUAUACACAACAAACGCAUCAGCAACGGAAGACAUAGCCAACUCACAUACGCAAUUGAAAAGCAACCAACAACCAAAUAACGUUAGCAAGGAAAUUGCGAUCCCUAAUCACAGUACAACAGAAUCAAAUAAUAACACCAAUAGUGGUGAAAAAUCCAAAACUCAGAAGAAAGCGUGGCUUUUCGGCACACAUAAAAAUCCUACUGUGAAACAAGUAGUUAUUUUAUGGGAAAAUCAUAUUGGAUUUGAAAUCGCUGAAUUACCAGACAAGAACGGUAUAUAUGUGUCAUCGACUGUGCCAAAUACCAGUGCUGCUCGACUUUUGUUUGUUAACGAUAAAUUAUUAGAAAUUGAUGGACAUGAUUUUUCAAACAUCAGCAUAACCGAAGCUAAAGAUAUUUUAUCCAAUGCUGGAGCCAUGAUAAACAUAAUGCUGUCGCGACACUAAAUAUUUCAUUCCAAUAAAAGUAUUUAUAUACAUUAAGAAUUUUUAAGUUAUUUAUAGAAAUUUGAAAAAAUAGCUUUGAGAAAUUAUUUUAGUAAAAACAUAAGUUAAACGAAUUCCAUUAUGUUAAAGCUUUAUGAUAUAUGUAAUUUAAACAGUACCAAUAGUCUUCCCAGUGAAGUGUAAUUUAGACGAGAAUAAGUUUUUUUAUAUGUAUUUUCUCUAUUGAAAAUAAUUUAUAUAAUAAUUGUAUAAAAGUAAAAGCAAUAUUAAAUGUGCAAUGCUAAUUUCUAAAAAGCAUAUUUAAGCAAUUAUAUCUUGUGGAAAUAUAAGAACAA
This is a messenger RNA of Teleopsis dalmanni, 3657 nucleotides long. It is a transcript of the gene Lap1, whose product is annotated as protein lap1. The transcript is spliced from 7 exons. Gene Ontology annotation, molecular function: protein binding. Lineage: Eukaryota; Metazoa; Arthropoda; Insecta; Diptera; Diopsidae. Gene Ontology annotation, cellular component: adherens junction; postsynaptic membrane; postsynaptic density. Gene Ontology annotation, biological process: neurotransmitter receptor transport postsynaptic membrane to endosome; neurotransmitter receptor transport, endosome to postsynaptic membrane. The record is from RefSeq and is a predicted model, not a curated record. Bases 473 to 3322 code for a protein of 949 amino acids.